Chroicocephalus ridibundus (black-headed gull) is the source of this 2629-nucleotide messenger RNA. It is a transcript of the gene NMI, whose product is annotated as N-myc and STAT interactor. The record is from RefSeq and is a predicted model, not a curated record. Gene Ontology annotation, cellular component: cytoplasm. The transcript is spliced from 10 exons. The coding region runs from base 263 to 1450 and encodes 395 amino acids. NCBI's taxonomy places the organism in Eukaryota, Metazoa, Chordata, Aves, Charadriiformes, Laridae.
CUCCGCUCGCCCCCCUCAGGCCGGGGCGCUGGGCCUGGUGCGGCCUUCCCGGCGGGACCGGCCUCCCCGCACCGCAGAGGGGGGCCGGGACGGGCUCGUCCGGGGAGGCGAGGGGCUGGAGCAGGCGGUUGGGCUGCGGGAGAGACGUGUUUUGGGUCCACAAGAGAAGGGAACCACAAGAGAAGGGUGGCGGUGCAGAGGUGGGCCUCGGCUGGCAGCUGGGCUGUCCUGUGGAGAAGCCAAACGAAGGUGUUUUCCAGUUAUGCACUUUCCCAAGUCAGGAAUGGGUACACAAGUUUCAAUGGAUUUCACAAGUCCCCCGCUAUCUUUACAAGAUAAUGGUUUUAGUAUGGUAAGCCCCGACCCUGUUGGCACAUCACAAGAUGAGAUGGAAAAACUUAAAGAAGAACUGAAGAAAUGGAAGGCAAGUUUUGAAAAAGCUGAAAAAGUAAAAGCUGACCUUCUUCUCUGUAAAUUAAGUGCCAAUGAAGAGUGCAUUAAAGCAGAGGAGGAGCUGAAAAAGCUCAAGGACUUUCAAGAGAAACAGCAUAAGGACAUUAUUAUGUCUAGGGACACCCAGGAGAGAGAACUCAAUGUACUAAAACAAGAAAACGCUGAGCUGAAGAGAGAGAUUGAAAAGCUCAAAGAAGACCUUGCAGAAUAUAGUUCUGUGCCUUCGCAGGAUAGUCAGAUUAAAAAAAAGGUAGCGGGAAUGAAACUGAAGUUCACUCACAUGGAAGACAUGAGGGAUGAUUAUUCAGAUAUGGAUACUCACUGUGUUUUUGGUGCAACUACAAAAAUUCCAUUCAGACUGAAUCAAAACCAGGCACUGCUUACUUUUGAAGAUGAAGAAGUUGCCCAGAGACUGAUAAAAAUGGGUAAGCAUACUGUGAACCUGGACAACAAAAUAGCAGAUGUGAGUGUGAAGCCUUUUACACUUGACAUGGGAAUCAAAUUUGAGCUCCAUGUCACUAUGUCGGGAAAGAAGAUCAAUGUUUCAGAAGUACCUGACCUAUCCAUUCCUGAAGACUGGGUGAGAGACAAAUUAGAGCUGAACUUCUACAAAUCUGAACAGGGCGGAGGAGGAGAAGUAGAACAUGUGGGCUAUGACAAGCAGUCUAGAACAGCCGUUAUUACGUUCCUCAGACCUGGAGCAGCUAACGGCUUUGUGAACUGUACUAAAUACCCUUUCUUUGUAAAUGGAAGGUGCUAUAGGCUUUCUGUGUCCCCAGACAUCAACGUACACUUGGAAAAGUUUCAGCUCUAUUGUGGGAUUUCUAAGAAGACCAUUCUGUUGAAAGGAAUUCAAGAGGUGGAAGAUGAUGAGGAAAGUGUACAGGACAUGAUUGAAAUUCAUUUUCAAAAGCCUAGUAAUGGCGGCGGGGAAAUAGAGAAUAUCAAAUAUGUAUCAAAAGGAGUAACAUGGGUUUGUUUUGAGGAGGAUGCUUAGCAUGCCGUAGAGGAAAUUGUAGGUUGAACUCACGAAGUUCCAAGUAUUCGCAUCAUCAGAGGCGUCGAAAGUUAUGUACCUUGUACUUUAAUGUUCUGAAAUUUAUACUUGAAAAAGAGGAAUGACCUGUCUUUCUGAUUUGUGUAACAGCACAGACUGCAUAGAAAUUCAGUAAAACUCACUGCUUGGUGUCCCAGAGGUUCUUGAUUAUAGUCACAGUAAAAGCCUUUACCAGCACUUGAAACUUAAACGUAAGAUUGCUUUCUGCACAUUUGCAGAUUUUGUAUCUUGCACAUUUCAGACGGGUCACUCCCAAGUGGGAUAAACCUAUUCCUUCUUGUAUUUUGGUUACAAAAGCCAUAUGUUAUACCAUAAGAUUAUAGCCUGGUUUAUUGUUUACUUUUAACAUUUGUUUCUACAAUGACAUUUUUUUAUUAUUUUUGUUCAUGAUUUUGCUUACUUUAAAAUAUUAAGAGUUGAGAUCAUUCUUUACCUAAACUAGAUUAUUUUGGGGAAACAGUCUGAUGGGGUUUGCUGCAUGUGACUGGCCAGACUGCUGGCUCUGGGAGGGUAUGGAGGGAUGGGUCGGUUGGAAAAAGGCAUAUAGAGUUAAGGACGUUAAUUUUUUUCAGCAUGUAAAGUCCCCCUUUUGUUUCCAGUUCAUCCUUCCAGUUGCCAUUCUAAAAGAUCUUUGAAAUAAAAAGGAAGUGCAAAGUUGGGGGUGGAUUAUUUUCCAAGGAGGGGUGUUUUUCCUGUUCUGCUGUCAGCCUUUUUAUUUGCUACCUUUGGGGGCUGAAAUGUUUUGGCAACUUAACUUCAAAGUAGCACGGCUUUAACAUUAAAAAUAAUUUAUUUUUAUAGUCUUUGACAUCUUGUUAUGCAGGAAAACGACACUGCACCAAACUCAGAUAUACCUCAGAUACAUCCUCAGGUAUAUCUAUUAUAUACACCUCAGGUAUAUCUAUUAUUAUUCUAUUAUUAUUCUAAUUAUUAUUAUUAUUCUAGAGAAGCUGUUAGUAGACAAUAGAUAGCGUUGAAUAUGGGAAACGAAAAGGCUGCCAGCACCGCAGUUGAUUUUUACUGUGAAUUUACUGUUGGGUGAGAUACAUGUGACUGCAGCACCUCUUGCUGUCUAGUGCGUGCAAAGGCACGGAUGGAUUACCUGAAAAUUAUGAAGUA